Molecule: messenger RNA, 2003 nt
Organism: Linum trigynum
Lineage: Eukaryota; Viridiplantae; Streptophyta; Magnoliopsida; Malpighiales; Linaceae
Source: the annotation of a GenBank genome assembly
UUCGCUAGUGAUUAAGCGCGGCAAAGAUAAACCCUCUUCCUACAAAAGGGAAAAGAACUUUUUGUUUGUUUGUUUGUUUGUUUGGCACUGAAUAUUAUCUGCAAAAUGGCUCAUGUGGCCUCGAACUCCAUCCACACAUUCCGGCCACAUUUCCACACCGCCGAAUCCCCGCCGCCGCCGCCUAUCAGAGCCUUCUUCCGUUGCCGGGAUGAAUCCCGUAGACGCUUCCCCGUCGUAGCGUGCCAAACCAAACCCAACUCCCCGGCUGAGAGCUCCACCGUCGAGGAAAAGGAGCCUGCUAGUUUGGGGACGGACAGCGCCGGCGAGACGACGAGUUCGUCUUCUGAUUCUGCUGGUCUCCCCGAAUUCCCGACAAGGAAUCUGAAUCGAAGGAUAGCAGUUGGUUCAGGGCUCUUCGGCGUCGGCCUUUUCGUUUCGGGGCGGCUGGAUUUUGGGGUUUCCCUGAAAGAUUUAUCCGCCGCUGCAUUGCCUUAUGAAGAGGCUCUAUCGAAUGGGAAGCCGACGGUGGUGGAGUUCUAUGCAGAUUGGUGCGAGGUUUGCAGAGAGUUAGCCCCAGAUGUGUACAAAGUCGAGCAGCAGUACAAAGGGCAAGUGAAUUUUGUGAUGCUGAAUGUGGACAACACGAAGUGGGAGCAAGAGCUGGAUGAGUUUGGAGUUGAGGGGAUCCCACAUUUCGCGUUCCUCGACAGAGAUGGGAACGAAGAAGGCAAUGUGGUUGGGAGGCUGCCGAGGCGGUACCUUCUGGACAAUGUCGAGGCGCUUGCUAAAGGGGAGGCAACCGUGCCUCAUGCUCGCGUGGUUGGGCAGUUCUCGAAAGCAGAAUCAAGGAAACCUCGCCCGGUUACUGAUCCUAGAAGCCAUGGUUGACUGGAUUGGAAGUGCAGUUUCUGCAUCUCCAUUUGAAAAAACAAGUUUGGUAAUUCACAGUUGACACUAUCGUUAACUUUCAUGUAUACUGAAGCCUUGUACUUUUGAACGAUGCAUACCUCAUGUCAACUUGAUUGUGAAUAUACAUUGCAGUUUACACUUUACAGCGUUUGAAAUCGGCUUAUCUGUGGUUCCUGCUGAGGUUUUCUCUUUUAGGAAGACAGAAUCAAUCCUUGAUUCCAGUGUUUGCUGUUACAUGCAUGUCGUUAUGUAGAGACAACUUCUCGGAAGAUGCUGAACCCAUCCAAAUGGGAUAUUAGCCCGUUCAGAUUUAUCACGAUUACGGUAGGAGAACAACAACAAAAUGAACUUCAUCUCAGGUUUUCAAUUACAGUGUUGUAUAUUGAGGAUCUGCUAUGAAACUACAUAAUAUAUACCUCAAUUGCAUUCACAGGAAGAUGGGUCAGGGAUCUCUGUAGAACCAAGCACUCAACUUCACUGUACUGCAUUACAUCAAUAAGCUGUUCGAUGAAGGCGAACUGUGUUCACCGAACCAAGGAUCCUGCACCGAAACAGGGGAGCUAUCUUUCACUCCUUCCUCCAGUGAACUCAAAUGCUCCGCCUGGUUCCUCUCCGGAACAAACAACCUCUUGCUCCCAAUGCUUGCCUUCUUGGUCAAGAAUUAACUGUUAGGAACGGAACAACAAAAGGAACGAGGUUACCGAAUCUGGAGCUGAGUCGCGGACUAGGUCGCUUUCUUUAAGAUGUUCGCGGCACUGCCUUCGAUGCGCACGACAGACUAUCAACCGGUCGUCUCCAGGAUAAAACAGCUCCUCUCAAUACUCGCGGUUUUGUGCGAAAACCGAAGCUCUCUAAACACUCUCUCUAUUGUGUUUCUGCUCGUUGUGAUGUGUUUAGAGGGGCUGGGGAGGCGGCUAUUUAUAGGAGCCGAACCCCUAGGAAUAUACCCUCUUGCUUGGGGAAUAAGUCGGAUUAAUUAAGGAAGAUAAUUACUUCCUUAAUUAAAAUCGUCGGUUAAGAUAAACCCGGAGGGAUUAUCCUUCGAAUAUUCCGUUUUAGUCGAUUAUCCUUAGGAAUAUACCUCAGAAUAACCG